CCAUAAACAAACAAUUUACAACUAAAAUGUCCGCUCUAUUGUGUUUUGUAAUCACAUUUUUGGCAUUAACCGUCGCAUUGGCCAAUGGCAACAGUGCCAAGAUACCAGAGUUUAUCAAGAGCAUGAAAUGUUCCGACUGUAGCAUGAACAAGGAUUGCGCCAUUAAAUCCACGGGAUUCUAUUGUCCACGCGACGUGGACAGAGUCGAGAUUCACUACAAUCCGGAUGGUAAUAUAUCGACGGGCCUGGGAUAUUUGGCCAACUGCAUGGCCCAGCACUAUUAUUUUUACAAUAAAAAGUCCAUUUCACACGUUUGCUGCUUCUGGUCGCCCCUUAUUGGCUGUCGGCAAGUCAGGAACUUAGAGGCACAAAGCGCGCCAUGCGGUACAUGCGCCAAUUGGAAUUGGAGUCCCAACGAUCACCAUGUGGGCUGUCCCUGCCAAGAAAAAGAAGAUACCAAGAGGAAAAAGAAAAAGGGCAAGAACAGCAGCACAAAACUCACGCAUUCUGGCAUCGUUCCUACGAUUUUCCUUCAUUUCGUGCAGCAAAUGAUUUGCCAGCAACUUUUAUUAAAGCAAUAA
Molecule: messenger RNA, 581 nt
Organism: Drosophila guanche
Lineage: Eukaryota; Metazoa; Arthropoda; Insecta; Diptera; Drosophilidae
Exons: 2
Coding region: 27-581 (184 amino acids)
Source: RefSeq, a predicted model, not a curated record